AGGAAGCACCAAAGCGGGCCUGACUUGCUAAAACUCCGUUCUCCUCCCAACUGCAGACGACGAUGGGUUUCCGUCGCCAAAAGAAACCGAGGCCGGAUGCCACACAGCUGUUUAAAUCUCUUAUGCACAACAGUGGUGCAUAUUCCACCUGUUCCCCUUAUGGAAACGGAAGUCUCGCUGCAGCUGGUGCAGCCCAAGGAGGGCAGGAUCCCGUCCAAAGCCGCGGAGCUAAACCCCACAUUUCAACAGACUCCAGGCAUCCUACACCAAUCACUGGGGUUGGGUUUUUUUUGUUUGUUUGUUUUUUUAGGAAGCCCUUUCAAGAGAAUUCCCCCUCCGAAACUGAGGAGAGAUAAAAAUUCACUCCCAUCUCCAGCAGGCUGCACGGAUUUUAAGCCCAACAUCCCCCGGACCAAUCAAAUAUAGUGAGCGCACUGCAUCCGUCCGCAGUGAUUGUCAUUCCACACAAGCUGCCCGAUUGAAGCUUUUCUGAUUCUUCUUUUUUUUUUCUUCCUAAACAGCAAACCUGCCCUUCUUUUCCCAACGGCUGAGCCUCUGGAGACCGAAAAGCUUUCAGGAUGUUAAAGGACUUUCAUUAUGCAUUUGCAGAUGCUUAUUGAUUCUCUUGGAGGAAGUGGGAGACUGCAGCAGGCUGUAUGUGUGUGUGUGUGCACACACACGGCUUUUCCAGGCUGGGUGCGCGAACCGAAAGGCUGAAACAAUAGCCAAGGGAUUUUUUUGGGGGAAAAGAUGCUUUGGAUUCCCCUGUCUGGUACUCGGCUGACAAGUGCAAACGCAAAACAAAGCCGCCACCCCGACAUGAAUCCCACCGAGCUGGAACUGCUCAGCUGUCUUUGGGAAUUUACUCAGCCCUGGCUGGAGGUUUUCGUGAGUCAUUUGGGCUUGGUGAAUGACAAUGUAAAGAAUACGGCAACGGAGGAAUCUGAAUAACGCAAGCAACUUGCAAGAUGUGCUCAUACUACAGACUUCAAAAGAGGAGCGGCAUAGAGACCUAAGCAAGGCUUUACACCAUGGAGAGUGCAAAAGCCUAGCGAGAAGUGCCUGUUCAAACGGAAGUGUUAACACGAGGGUUUCGCACUAAGGUCCAGUCCUGAACACCUCCCACGAGUGGAAUUACAGCACAGCACCAUGCAAGCAGCGAAUGAAGAAACAGCUGGGCAUUUGUGCAAAAGGAAAGCCGAGACACUAGAAGCGAUUCCAAAUUAAUUUAAUUAUCUCGGUACGUGUUCCUUGGGUCACUUGUUGACAGGGAGCAAAGUUUACGGAAACUAUGCCUGGGAUGGUGGCUUUUAAGGCAAAGGCAGAACCCAUAUUAACAUUUACCACGUCGAUUCCUGCUCUAAAACCAGUCCCUGCGGCCUAAUGAGCAGAAAGACUCUCAAAUCCAAUUUAAAACUGCUGGGGGACGACCUCAGGGUAGACCCCUGAAGCUGGUUCCACGGCAUUUCAUUUAUGUUUUAUGCAACUUCAGGGAAUUUUCUCUUUUUUAAAAAAAUAAAAUAAAAAAUAAAAAAAAUGGUGCCCACCCUCCCGAAGGAUACGGAUUUAUGAACCGUUUUACAAAGGUGCUGCUCUCCCCAUCGGUAACUUGGAAACGGAAAACCAAUGUAUCUACACCACAAUCUGUUGUGUAGAAUUUUACUGGGCCAUUUAAGUCUUUUGGAGUUGUCACAAGGGGGGGGGGGUUGGCGAUGGGUCUGAAACCCGCAGCUGAAGUGCUGGAACCGAAGGAAAACUAAAAUCUUCCACCAGGCAGGGAGCAGAUCAUUUCGGCGUUGCCGAGGCGAACACGCCUGUCAAAAACCUGUCAGCGACACCAUGUCUGAACUCACGACAAGCUGUUGCACUCGGCUGAAAGGCCCUUGAGGCGAGGCGAUUCAGAGCAAAAGAAACUUCCGAGAAAGGAUGUGUUUCUCUUCCGUCCCAGAAGCCAACAUGCCGUCUGAAUCUAACAUUACUGUUCGAGAUGCCAUCAGGGACACAGACUCCAAUAUGUACCAGCCACUGUCUUACCCGCUGAGCUUUCAAGUUUCCCUCACCGGAUUCCUGAUGUUGGAAAUUGUCCUAGGGCUUGGCAGCAACCUCACCGUAUUAGUACUUUACUGUUUGAAAUCCAAUUUAAUCAACUCGGUCAGUAAUAUUAUUACCAUGAACCUCCACGUUCUCGACGUCAUCAUUUGCAUGGGGUGCAUUCCUCUGACGAUCGUCAUCCUUCUGCUCCCCCUGGAGAACAAUUCUGCGCUGGUCUGCUGCUUCCACGAGGCCUGCGUGUCUUUUGCCAGCGUGUCCACUGCCAUCAACGUCUUCGCCAUCACUCUGGACCGCUACGACAUCUCUGUGAAGCCCGCAAACCGGAUCUUGACGAUGGGAAGGGCUGUGAUCCUCAUGACGUCCAUCUGGAUCAUCUCUUUUUUCUCCUUCUUGAUCCCCUUCAUUGAGGUCAACUUCUUCAGCUUCCAUAGGGCCAACACUUGGGAAAACAAGACGCUGUUGUGCGUCAGUGCCAAUGAAUACCACACAGAACUGGGCAUGUACUAUCACCUGUUGGUGCAAAUCCCCAUCUUCUUCUUCACGGUGGUAGUGAUGUUCAUUACCUACAGCAAAAUACUUCAGGCCCUGAACAUCCGAAUAGGCACGCGGUUUUCCACGGGGCAGAAGAAAAAAGCCAAAAAGAAGACCAUUUCCUUGGCUACGCAACAGGAACCCACCGAAACGUCGCAAGCCAGCAGAGGCAGAAACGUGGUCUUUGGGGUAAGGACUUCCGUUUCGGUGAUCAUCGCUCUACGGCGGGCGGUCAAGAGACACCGGGAACGCCGCGAAAGGCAGAAAAGAGUCUUCCGCAUGUCGCUGUUAAUCAUAUCAACUUUUGUUCUCUGUUGGACACCGAUCACCGUUUUAAACACAAUCAUUUUAUGUUCGGGCCCAAGUGACCUUUUGGUCAAGCUGAGGCUGUGUUUUCUAGUCAUGGCCUACGGGACCACCAUCUUCCACCCUCUUCUGUACGCCUUCACCCGACAGAAAUUUCAAAAAGUUUUGAAAAGCAAAAUGAAAAAACGCGUCGUCUCCAUAGUGGAAGCUGACCCAAUUCCCAACAGCGCUGUGAUACACAACUCAUGGAUUGAGCCCAAGAGAAGCAAGGCCAUCACUUUUGAAGACAAUGAAGUGAGGCAGAAGUGUUUAGUACCUCAAGUCGUUACGGACUAGAUUCCGGUAUCCACAGGAUUAUUUUAAGGGGGGGGGGAGUCAAGGAUAAACCACGACUGCCAAAUACAGAGUUUUUUUUUUUUUUUAAAGGGAGAGAAAACAUUAAACCGGACUGUAAUGGUUUGAAAAAUGCAUUUAAACAGAUCAGAGCUGUGUAUUUAUUUCCUCAUUAUUCAAAAAUGUGUGUUGCAUGGCGGUUUGUUAAGCGUAAAACCAUGGUUAUAUUUUGUCAAUACUCUGUCCUCUAAUAUACAUUUAAGUAAAUAUUUUCUAACAAGAAAA
Messenger RNA from Crotalus tigris (Tiger rattlesnake), 3507 nucleotides. RefSeq names its product G protein-coupled receptor 22 (gene GPR22). The record is from RefSeq and is a predicted model, not a curated record. Gene Ontology annotation, molecular function: G protein-coupled receptor activity; peptide binding. Gene Ontology annotation, biological process: G protein-coupled receptor signaling pathway. Bases 1927 to 3225 code for a protein of 432 amino acids. Gene Ontology annotation, cellular component: membrane. Lineage: Eukaryota; Metazoa; Chordata; Lepidosauria; Squamata; Viperidae. The transcript is spliced from 3 exons.